AAUUUUCCCAGUCCAGACGUGCUGAGGUGUUCUAAAAAUAUCCUGUGUGUCAUUUGUUUUUAAUAUUUGUGAGAACAUUGAACUUGAAGAGGACAAAGAAUAAGAUUUUUGACAAUAGACAGCUCGGAAGAAAGUUUAUAUCUACAAAACAAAAAUGCUUAAAAACAAGCUUUACCAAUAUGGCGACGACACUGGAAGAAUUCCCGCACACAUUCACUUUGGUAAAGAAGUUUUUGAUGCUAUGGUCAAAAACAAACGUAUUACAGCUUUGAUAAACGCAGACACGGGUGACCAAAUAUCUUACGAAGAGGUAGCUCAAAUGACAGCUGAUAUCGCUCUCUCCCUCACUCGUAUAGGAGUUAGAAAAGGAGAGGUAGUGUGCAUUUGCAGUGAGAAGAUAUUCGAAUAUUUACCUACUAUUAUUGGUAUAAUGUGCGCGGGAGCAACUUUCUCUCCUACCGAUCCAACUUAUGGUUGUUUUCCUCUCUUACAUAGACUCAAAAUAGUUCGACCUCGAAUCAUGUUUUGCUCCCGAAACGCCUUCAAAACUCAUAAAGCAGUUUUUGAAGAAGUUGGCAGUAUAGAAUAUUAUAUUCUUUAUGGGGAUGAAGAGGAACCUGGUACUUUGCUGUUUAAGGACUUCUUGACCGAGACCUGUAAGCUAGAAGACUUUCAACCAGUUCCCGUCAAUGGGUGGGAAGACGUGGCUUUCAUAGUAUACUCGUCGGGCACUACGGGUCUUCCGAAGGGUGUUCCUGUGACCCAUUUGGCAUACUGUCUGAACGCUCAGAAUAUAGUUCCGGAUGACUACACAGGCAUCGGCAUCUACAGUUCCCGAGAGUUCUACUACACAUACGGGCUGAUGUACGCACUGGCGUGUUUGCGAGUGGCAGCCACUAUUGUGUACAAUACUUCUGGUGGAGAGAAGGCUAUGCUGGAGGCUGUUCAGAAGUAUAAGUUAAAAAUCCUGCAACUAGCGCCGAUGAUAAUCACAGAAUUAAUUAAGUCGGCCAUAUUGGAUGAUUACGAUCUCUCCUCAGUGGAGUACGUGAUCUCUUCCAGUACUUAUAUUAGGGAGGAAGCAGUUAAUGAUAUUAAGAACAGAAUACCAAGUCUGAAAUCAGUGCUCCAGCUAUACGGAAUGUCUGAAGGUGGCAGCAUUUGUAACGAGCUGCUCUGCCACAAGGGUUCCAAGCCUGGCAGCUCUGGAGUACCUGGCUAUGGGUUUGUCAUCAAGACUCCUGAAAAAUAUAUGAAGACUUAUUAUUUCACCGGCAUCCCUGAACCUAUAGUAGCAGAGAGUCUAAAACCCGUCUAA
Messenger RNA from Helicoverpa zea (corn earworm), 1318 nucleotides. RefSeq names its product luciferin 4-monooxygenase-like. The record is from RefSeq and is a predicted model, not a curated record. Gene Ontology annotation, biological process: fatty-acyl-CoA biosynthetic process; long-chain fatty acid metabolic process. The transcript has 9 exons. Gene Ontology annotation, molecular function: long-chain fatty acid-CoA ligase activity. NCBI's taxonomy places the organism in Eukaryota, Metazoa, Arthropoda, Insecta, Lepidoptera, Noctuidae. Bases 155 to 1318 code for a protein of 387 amino acids.